AAGGCAGGUGCCCCCCACCCCAAAACAGACACCUUUCCGUCAAAUAAGGCAGAGGUCUGCUUCCUUACCUGUAAAAACAGGGUUAGUAAUAAACCCUGCCCUCGUAGGGUUUGGUUAGGAUUAGGAGAGAUCAUUUAAAGACUUAACCCAGUCCCAGACUCUCGGGAGAAGGUCCAUAAAUGGAGAACAGAAAAUAGAACGGGUAAUUGGUUGAUCCUUGAGAGCAGUAACAAGAGAUUCUUUGCACAUUGUGCCUUAUACAGCACUGGAAAGAGGAACAAUCCCUUUAUUGACAAAUAGUAGGUGCAGAUUAAAUCGGCGAAGAAGGAAUGGACGUUUCUGGCGGUUGCUUACUGAUCUGUGAAACUAACUGAAUGACCGAUUGGUCCGGGUCUCUGAGCAACUGACAGUCCCGGGCUGCUGUCAGGCGAACGCGGGCCUGGAUCUGGCUGACGGCUGUGGGGUGCCCCAGCGCCUCAGGCUGACCAUCGGGCCCCGAAAACGGCUGUCCUCGCUGUCAAUCCCGGCCCCAGCCGGCCCGGACCUCCGUCGCUAGCUGCACAAGCGGGGGGCAUCCCAACUCUCCACGAGGAGCUCGAGGGUGUCGCCGCCAGGCAGAGCGUGCGCGCGCUGCAGGAGCCAAGCUCCGGCGCCGCGGCCCCUUCCUCCCUGCCGGGGGCAGGGCGCCUCCGACUCGCGGCUGCCGAGCCCCGGAACAACGAGGCGCCGGCUUCUUUAAGGGAGAUACCACCGCGCCAGCGGGGCAGGGGACGGCGUCUUCCUAGAUGAUCGCACCCAGCCCCGCGCCGCCGCCGCCGCUGCCGCCUCGGCAACUGCACCGCCUGCAAACAUGGCUCAGUGACUCUGACAAAAGGUGCAGCCUCCCUCCAGGCGGGGCGGGCGCCAGGCCUCCCAGCUCGGGCUGCGCCUCCACGCGGGUCCGCGGAAGAGGCCCGCUUACCGCAGGCAUCCCAAGCCCGCGCGGAAGAAGAUGCACCAGGCGUUCCACCCCAGCGACCCCGCACACCUGCUCGCAGCUCGAAACCUUGACCUUGAAGAUGGUGAGUAGCCAGCCAAAGUACGAUCUAAUACGGGAGGUAGGCCGAGGUAGUUACGGUGUUGUAUAUGAAGCAGUCAUCAGAAAGACCUCUGCACGGGUGGCAGUGAAGAAAAUUCGAUGCCAUGCACCUGAAAAUGUUGAACUAGCCCUGCGUGAGUUCUGGGCACUAAGCAGUAUCAAGAGCCAACAUCCAAAUGUGAUUCACUUGGAGGAAUGUAUCCUACAGAAGGAUGGGAUGGUGCAAAAGAUGUCCCACGGCUCUAAUUCUUCCCUUUAUUUACAGCUUGUAGAGACUUCACUAAAGGGAGAAAUUGCCUUUGAUCCCAGAAGCGCCUAUUACUUGUGGUUUGUGAUGGAUUUUUGUGACGGAGGAGAUAUGAAUGAGUAUCUGUUGUCCAGGAAACCCAAUCGUAAAACUAACACCAGCUUCAUGCUUCAGCUGAGCAGUGCCCUGGCUUUCUUGCAUAAAAACCAGAUCAUCCAUCGAGAUCUAAAGCCUGAUAACAUCCUGAUUUCUCAAAGCCGGUUGGAUACCAGUGACUUGGAACCCACACUGAAAGUGGCUGAUUUUGGUCUAAGUAAAGUUUGUUCAGCAUUUGGGCAGAAUCCAGAAGAACCUGUCAGUGUAAACAAGUGUUUCCUUUCCACAGCGUGUGGAACAGAUUUCUACAUGGCUCCUGAAGUGUGGGAGGGACAUUACACAGCAAAAGCUGACAUCUUUGCUCUGGGGAUUAUCAUCUGGGCAAUGCUGGAAAGGAUCACAUUCAUAGACACAGAGACAAAGAAGGAACUCUUGGGGAGUUAUGUAAAACAAGGAACUGAGAUUGUGCCUGUUGGGGAGGCACUUCUGGAAAAUCCCAAAAUGGAACUUCUCAUUCCUGUGAAGAAAAAGUCUAUGAAUGGGCGAAUGAAACAACUGAUUAAGGAAAUGCUGGCUGCAAACCCUCAGGAUCGUCCAGAUGCUUUUGAACUAGAACUCAGAUUAGUACAAAUUGCAUUUAAAGAUAGCAGCUGGGAAACGUGACACAUAUAUUAUUUGCAAAUAUCUUGGAUAAUAUGCUGCUUCUGUUUUAACAGUGAUGCAACAUAAUGUGGCUGAAAAAGAAUAUAAAAAGCUAAACUCCACCUUUUAAGGGUUUAGAUUUUAUUGUGGGAUUUUUUUUUCCUCAUUUUUCUUAAGUCCAAGCUGGCCAUUUUGUUAAUAUGUUUUAAGUAUGUAUUACCAAUGUGAGUGUAAAUUUUUUUAAAUGAUCAUUGGUAGAAGUUUGGCAGGAAAAUUUUCUAAGAGCCAAGAAAAGAAGAAAGUCCAGUUUUCUGGAAAUAUGUCUCUAAGUAUUUUAGACAUUCCUUGUCAGUAUUAGGAAUUUCCAUGGAAGAAGAGGUUUGCAUGCUGGUAAUGCAACCUUUGAAGCUUUGUAAAGGAAACAUAAAUGUAUAUAUUUAUGUAUAUGUAAGUAUGUGAAUGUGUGCAUUUUGCAUUCCAUAUGAAAAAAAUGCCACUUCUGUUUAAAUUAUUUGAUGUAGGUUUGGGUUUUUGAGAUUUGCUGGUGAAAUCAGUGAUGAAAAAUAAAAGAACCUUCCCUCAUCUCCUACCCUGUCCCUCCCUCUAAUGAAAUCAUACUAAGUUUUUUAUUUUUAUAAUAUUAUACAGUUUUUUUUUAAGGCAUCAUUUUAGAGAGUCUAAAAUUAUCUGAUUAAACGUAAGUGAAAUUAAGUGAUCCAAAGCUGCUGAAGUAUGUUUGAGCUCUCCAGCGCCCUAAAGCUGCAGGAGUUGAAUUAGCCAUGCGAUCAUGUGGUACAGGUUGGCAAGGACAUUGAUGAUUCAGUCAUACCUUCUUUAGAUAACCACGCAUUCAAUUAACUAAUUAAACCACUGCAUUGGGACAUGUCUGCACUUGAGCAUCUGCAAUCUGAUACAGAUCUGAACACAGGAUUCUUCUGUAUCUGAAAACUUUGCUGUAUAUGAACUAUAGUAAUUGAUAUAUUAAUUUUUUAUUUCAAGACUUUGUCUAAGCCUCAGCAUCAAGUCGAAGAAACCAAAUGAGCUCUACCCUCACGUUGCCUGCCCUAAUAUGGUCUCUCGUUUAAUCACUGGAAUUUCUUUCAUUUUGGCACUAAUGCUGUUUUCUCUUGUCUAAUUUGACACAGUAAUGGUAGUGAUAUGGUUGUAUUCAAUGUUGAUCACCUUUUUCUAAAGUGGGAAAUGAUACUUACACAGUUCGGCAAAUGGGUAAAAUACUGUGGCAUAAGUUAUAUCUUUCAAAUAGAGAGGUUAUCAGUUUUAUACAAUCACUUGGUAUGGUCUGUGUCAAGAACCAACCAUUAUUCUUCUUGAAGUCAGUUUGAUUUUAACCCCAUAUGGUUGUCUCCAAUUUUUUUUCCUGUAAAUGCAGAUAGUUCAAAUGUAAGGGAAGAAAGUUUUCCUAAAACAGAACAUUAACAACCUUUAAGGUUGUUAAUACUUUAAGACCAUUGUAUAUAGAUUAAUCUUUAUAAAGCACUAGAAUCUUUGGUCAAAAGUUUAAAAAAAAAUUUAAAAAGGUAUUAGAAUAUUGAAAUCAUUGAUAAUUCAGUCUCCUCAGUUUUUUGAACUUCCACAACUUUUGGAAUAUUCCUAUCGUAAUUUUUUCCUUAUUUAAAAUGUGUUCGGGGGACUAUAAAAGGUGAAAAAGCACAAAAAAUUGGAGUACAUAAAAUUUCUGAACUAUGCAUUACUUGGUAUGAAGUUUGAAUUUUAAACUGAAAGGUUUUAUUAAAAAUAAAACCUUUUAAGUGAUAAAAGUCAUAUACUUUUAACAUUACUCUCAAGCUAAUAAAUAUAAGAAUUCUUUUGGAAAUUAGAGGUGGAAAUACACUGGAACUUCAUGAUAAUUAACCCUCUGGAUAGCCAAAUUAGUAUAACACAGAUCUGGCCAAGGGGAUUGAGUUACUGGAAGUAAAAAUACAUUAUAAUGUCUAAUCAAUAACAUGGCACUUCAGCAAGAGAUUCACGAUGACUUAGGUGAUGGUAUGCCAAUGCUUCAUUUGCUCUUCAGAUAUCUACAUGUCAUGGUUUUGGAUCCGUCUCAUUUAAAAUAGUUAACAAUUAUAAUUUAUUUUGAAAAAUAUUCUAUGUUACCUAUGAAGUGGAAUUAUUUCUUUCAGUAAGGAUGUAAGGCGAUCAGGAAGUUUCUUCUGAAAUUUUCUCAAGUCCUUGUAUUCUAAAAUAACCCAUGAUACCAAGAAAAAUUAUAGUAAAUUCUUUGUCUUUAUUUGUUCUUUCAAUCAGGAGGUAUUUAUUAAGUACCUACUGUGUGCUCAGCACUAAAGAUCAGUUGAUAACGUAACAAUUAAAAAAUGGUAUAUAGCCAUGAGCCUUUUCCAGCCAGGAGUAAGAAAUAAAAGAUGAUUAGUGAAGCUGGGAAAUUCCUGGAUAUUGCUAGGGGAAAAAUGAAAGCAAGAAUUUGUGCACAGUGCCUUGCGCAUAAUAGGUACUCAAUAAACAAUUAUUCCUCAUAGAGUCUCUUGCCAUGGUUUAUAGUGUUUUAUGAAAUUUGUCUUAAUUGAAAAAAGACCAAAUAUUUCAAAUAAGCUUAUGGGCAGCUGUGGCCAGUUAAAAGAAUGGGGUUGUACAGUUAGUUCCUAGAAUGUUAUUUUGCACUAGUUGUCACUUAGAAAGAUGGGGUUCCUGUAGUUUUUUGGUGCUAAGGGAUACUUUGUCAUUAUGAUGAAGUAAAUGUUAAGUGUCAGAUAAAUAGCACACUGAAUAGUUCUUUCUGCUGGUCUGUUUUUUCCUCUUUGUUGUUGUUGUUUUUAACUGUAAAAUGUUUAUCAAUCAAACUAUUGUAGCAGCUACAGAUAAUUCACCAGCAUGACAAAAUGGUCAAAAAAUAAGUCAUCAGCACUUCAAAAAUGAAAGUAACUUUUGAAAUUUUCUUUUAAAAUUGUCAAAUAUAUUUUAUGAAGAAUUUAUAAAA
Molecule: messenger RNA, 5016 nt
Organism: Balaenoptera musculus (blue whale)
Lineage: Eukaryota; Metazoa; Chordata; Mammalia; Artiodactyla; Balaenopteridae
Gene: PDIK1L
Product: PDLIM1 interacting kinase 1 like
Exons: 3
Coding region: 786-2084 (432 amino acids)
Biological process (GO): protein phosphorylation
Molecular function (GO): ATP binding; protein kinase activity
Source: RefSeq, a predicted model, not a curated record